Molecule: messenger RNA, 1259 nt
Organism: Cajanus cajan (pigeon pea)
Lineage: Eukaryota; Viridiplantae; Streptophyta; Magnoliopsida; Fabales; Fabaceae
Product: NAD(P)-binding Rossmann-fold superfamily protein
Molecular function (GO): oxidoreductase activity
Source: RefSeq, a predicted model, not a curated record
CGUACUACAUGUUUCACCGCACACUUUGUUCUUCAUCCACACGCAUAUUUAACAACCAUUUCCUCACAUUCUUUUCCUACCAAGACCACUUCCCACGUAAAAAAACCUUGAUUCUAAGAAUGGCUUCCGGUGAUCAGAAAUUUCCUCCUCAACAACAAAAAACACAACCCGGCAAGGAGCAUGUUAUGAAUCCAGUACCCCAGUUCACUAACCCUGAUUACAAGUCUGCAAAUAAACUUCAAGGGAAGAUUGCAUUGAUCACUGGGGGGGACUCAGGGAUUGGACGAGCAGUGUGUAACUUGUUUGCUCUAGAAGGUGCUACUGUGGCCUUCACAUAUGUGAAGGGUCAUGAGGACAAGGACGCGAGGGACACCCUUGAAAUGAUCAAGAGGGCCAAGAGCAAUGAGGCCAAGGAUCCAAUGGCCAUACCAGCUGAUUUGGGUUAUGAUGAGAAUUGCAAGAGGGUGGUUGAUGAGGUUGUGAGUGCGUUUGGACGCAUUGACAUUCUGAUCAAUAAUGCAGCUGAGCAAUACGAGUGUGGAACUGUGGAGGAGAUAGAUGAGCCUAGGCUUGAGAGGGUCUUUCGAACUAAUAUCUUCUCCUAUUUCUUCAUGGCCAGGCAUGCCUUGAAGCACAUGAAGGAAGGAAGCAGCAUAAUCAACACUACAUCAGUGAAUGCAUACAAGGGAAAUGCCAAACUGCUGGACUACACUUCUACAAAGGGAGCAAUUGUGGCCUUUACAAGGGGUCUUUCCCUUCAGCUGGUUAGUAAGGGAAUUCGGGUCAAUGGGGUGGCUCCUGGGCCCAUUUGGACUCCCUUAAUACCGGCCUCUUUCAAGGAGGAGGAAACGGCCCAAUUUGGUGGGGAGGUGCCAAUGAAGAGAGCUGGCCAGCCCAUUGAGGUUGCUCCCUCUUAUGUCUUUCUUGCCUCCAACCAAUGCUCCUCUUAUAUAACUGGACAAGUCCUUCACCCCAAUGGUGGAACCGUUGUGAAUGGUUAAACCCAGGAUAAAUAUAUGGGACAAGGUAGUAUGGUGGAAGUUACGUUUUGUGUGAACGUGUUACGGUAUGUGUUAAUGUGCAACUCACUCAGCUCCUCCUCUGUACUGUUAGAGGAGGGACUUGGAGGAUUAUCAUCUUUUGAAUAUGCCUAAGAAAAUGUGUCUUUGUAGCGAAGUAUAUGUAAGAGAGUACUAGUAUAUAAUAAAGAUCAGUAUGUAUUGAGAUUUAAAUAUAUCUUGUUAUAGAUUUAUGUGUUA